Molecule: messenger RNA, 1446 nt
Organism: Spodoptera littoralis (African cotton leafworm)
Lineage: Eukaryota; Metazoa; Arthropoda; Insecta; Lepidoptera; Noctuidae
Source: the annotation of a GenBank genome assembly
AUGCCGCUCCAAAUCCGAAGAAACCGCUGCUCCUCAUUCGUGAGGGAGAACCUCCUGACGCUGCUGACAGUCAUCGGCGUGGUGGCAGGAACUAUCCUGGGAUGCUGUCUCCGAGCUUCAGGGCAGGAGUGGUCCCGGCGUGACGUCAUGUACUUCCAGUACCCCGGAGAGCUGUUCUUGAGGAUGCUCAAGUCCCUCAUAGUUCCUCUGCUCGUCUCCAGCAUUGUAUCAGCUAUUGGAUCUCUGGAUUUAAGCUUAUCUGGCAAGGUUGGUCUCCGUGCUAUCAUAUACUACAUGACCACGACGAUAUGUGCCGUAAUGCUGGGUAUAGCUUUGGUCACCACCAUCAAGCCGGGCAAGGACUCCGAAGACUACACCCAGCCGAACUCCACCAAGAUCGUGGUGAAAGACACCCUCACAUCCGAUACAUUGCUGGAUUUGAUCAGAAACGUGUUCCCUGAGAACCUUGCGCAGGCGACGAUCGCGACCUACCGCACGAGGCUCGUUUACGACAAGAACGAUACUAAUAGUCGACUUGGUGAAUUGGAAACAUAUCAGAUCACGGGCGAGUACCAGAGCGGCAGCAAUGUGUUGGGGUUGGUGUGCUUCAGUAUCGUGCUGGGCAUCACCUUGGGCAAGAUGGGGGAGAAGAGCCGGCCGCUGCAGGACUUCUUCCACGCUUUGUCUGAGGCCAUGAUGAUCAUUACCGGAUGGGUUAUUUGGCUAUCGCCCCUUGGUGUGUUCUUCCUGGUGACUGCAAAGAUUAUGGAAAUUGAUUCAUUUAAAGAGCUGGUGGGUCGGCUGGGGCUGUACUUCAUGACGGUACUGCUUGGGUUGUUCUUGCAUGGAUUCGGAACACUGAGCAUCCUGUUCAUCCUGGCCACCAAGAAGCUGCCGUGCCGGUACAUUGCGAAGAUGGGACAAGUCAUGGCUACUGCUUUUGGUACAGCCUCUAGCUCAGCAACAAUGCCAAUUACGAUCGGUUGCUGUGACGACAUGGGUUUGGACCCUCGCAUCACUCGGUUCGUGAUCCCCAUCGGCGCCACCAUCAACAUGGACGGAACAGCUCUGUAUGAAGCCGUCGCUGCCAUCUUCAUUGCUCAGCUCAGGAAGGUCGAGAUGUCAUUCGGCAAGAUUAUUGCUGUCAGUGUGACGGCUACGGCAGCGAGUAUAGGUGCAGCCGGUAUCCCUCAAGCCGGGCUGGUUACCAUGGUGAUGGUGCUGGACACCGUCAACCUACCAGCUGAGGACGUGUCCAUCAUCCUCGCUGUUGAUUGGUUGCUCGACCGAUUCCGUACAACGAUCAACGUAGUGUGCGAUGCUUUGGGUGCCAUUAUUGUGACGUCACUUUCACAGGGUGACAUUGAAAAAACCCGGGCUGUCAAUAACGAUAGGGAUGGGGCACCCUCGCACGAACUCACCGAACUAGAGAAGGGCGACCAUUGA